Kwoniella shivajii is the source of this 468-nucleotide messenger RNA. RefSeq lists its product as uncharacterized. The record is from RefSeq and is a predicted model, not a curated record. Bases 1 to 468 code for a protein of 155 amino acids. The transcript has a single exon. Lineage: Eukaryota; Fungi; Basidiomycota; Tremellomycetes; Tremellales; Cryptococcaceae.
AUGCCGCAUAUCGAUCCCAGUACCAAGCCUCGUCCUCAGAAUACAGUAACUACGCACGAUAUCAGAUUCAUCGAUCCUUUCAAAACUUCUAUCCCUUCCGUUACCUCAGUGAAUUAUGUGUGUCCACUCACAACAUCUCGAAUCGAACCUCCUGUCUUUCCUCCCUUGUCAUCGAAAUUUAAGCGUUGUCAAAAUCAGUCUUCAUCAUCAGUCGGGUUUCCAACCAAGAUUCGCAGAAAUACCGGGCCCAUCUAUCUACCUACGCCUCGUAGAUUAUCCAAAGACGAAGUGAAAUCGCCUUUGAUAAAAGGCAGAACUAUCUUACGUACACUAGAGACUUCCGAUGGUAAAACGGUGGUUCGUCCGGCAACAAGAGCAGAGAAGGUCUCCUUCAUCAAGAAAGACGACCACCACGACACCAAACCCACGUCAGUCACUCAAGAAAAGAUCGACGAACGGACAGUUUAG